This is a messenger RNA of Humulus lupulus (European hop), 681 nucleotides long. Its product is annotated as secreted RxLR effector protein 161-like. The record is from RefSeq and is a predicted model, not a curated record. The transcript has a single exon. The coding region runs from base 1 to 681 and encodes 226 amino acids. NCBI's taxonomy places the organism in Eukaryota, Viridiplantae, Streptophyta, Magnoliopsida, Rosales, Cannabaceae.
AUGAAGAAUGUACCCUACUCUAAUGCUGUGAGGUCAAUCAUGUACCUAAUGGUGUGUACAAGGCCAGAUCUAGCUUAUGUCAUAAGUGUGCUUAGCAAGUAUAUCUCUAAUCUAGGAAGGGAACACUGGAAUGCUAUGAAAUGGGUUUUCAGGUAUCUCAUCAAGUCUAUGGAUGUAGGUCUAAAGUUUAAGAAACAAGAUUCAAGACCUACAAUAGAGGGUUACAGUGAUGCUGGUUAUGCAGGAGAUAGAGACAAUAAGAACUCAACUUCAGCUUAUUACUUCCUAAUUGGUGGAAACUGUGUCAGUUGGAGGGUUCAACUACAACCUGUGAUUGCUCUUUCUACUACAAAAUCAGAAUAUAUAGCUAUUACAGAGGCCAUAAAGGAAGCUAUUUGGAUUAGGGGACUUAUGGAGGAACUCAGACUACUGCUAAAUACACCUACAGUCUACUCGGACAGCCAAAUUGGUAUACACUUGUGUAAAAAUCCUGUCUUUCAUGACAGGACUAAACAUGUUGAAAUAAAAUAUCACUUCAUCAGAGACAAAGUGACACAGGGAACAGUUCAGAUUAACAAGGUGCCUACUGAUGAUAAUCCAGCAGAUAUGGGAACCAAGAUUGUAUCCCUUAGUAAGUUCAUUCACUGCAUGAACUUACUAGGGAUCGAUAAGGGUGGAUGA